AUGCACGUAUUUGUGACAGUGGGGACCACCAAGUUUGAUGCGUUAGUAGCGGCAUUAGACACAGACGCGUGUCUUUGUGCUCUAGUGGCCCGAGGUUUCACGUCUCUGCGAAUGCAAAUUGGCCAUGGAGAGAAACGACCGCGUACAUCAUUCCCGGGUCUGGAGCUGAGCUUUUACCGUCAUGAUCCGCAGUAUAAAAACGACGUGGCCAGGGCCGAUCUGAUCAUCAGUCACGCAGGUGCUGGUUCCAUUAUGGACGGUCUUGCACUCAAGAAGAAGCUCGUGGUGGUCGUGAAUACGGGACUUAUGGACAACCAUCAGAUGGAACUGGCUAAGGCCAUGGCCGACCAGAAAUUCUGUCUCCAGACGUCAGUGGACGGACUUCAGCGUGUACUGGAGAGUGGCAAGUGGAACGACUUGCAACCGUAUCCGCAGUUAAAUGAACAGGCUUUUCCCGACUUGGUCGAUGCAGUGAUGGGAGUGACUCAAGUGACGAAACAACAGUAG
Messenger RNA from Peronospora farinosa, 507 nucleotides. The record is from the annotation of a GenBank genome assembly. Lineage: Eukaryota; Oomycota; Peronosporomycetes; Peronosporales; Peronosporaceae.